This is a messenger RNA of Acaulospora morrowiae, 380 nucleotides long. The record is from the annotation of a GenBank genome assembly. Lineage: Eukaryota; Fungi; Glomeromycota; Glomeromycetes; Diversisporales; Acaulosporaceae.
GGAAAGAACUAGAGGUACCAAUCUCACACAACGGCAUAGAGGGGUUGGCGCGGCCCAACGAAUUGGAAGUAAGUGAUGACGAGAGUGAAGAUACCUUCGACGAGUUGAAGUAUGAAAGCGAGGACGUAGAAAAGGAGGAAGGGUAUUAUACAGGGGAACAGUCCGAAGAGGAAGAAACGAUGGAUAAAGGGAUUCUAAGCCCAGUGGUAUAUCUGACUGUCCUAGAGGAGAUAUCAACAUUGGAGGACAACGAGGAGUAUGAGGACGAGAAACUGAGUGUGGACCUGAUUGGCUUGACAGAAGAGAACCGAGAAGACGCAGCAGAACUUUUCGAGAGAGAAAAAGGAUUAUUUGCCAAAGAGCUAAAUGAACUUACCUAG